This is a messenger RNA of Rhineura floridana, 3394 nucleotides long. RefSeq names its product NUS1 dehydrodolichyl diphosphate synthase subunit (gene NUS1). The transcript has 5 exons. Gene Ontology annotation, cellular component: dehydrodolichyl diphosphate synthase complex; endoplasmic reticulum membrane. NCBI's taxonomy places the organism in Eukaryota, Metazoa, Chordata, Lepidosauria, Squamata, Rhineuridae. The coding region runs from base 280 to 1146 and encodes 288 amino acids. The record is from RefSeq and is a predicted model, not a curated record. Gene Ontology annotation, molecular function: ditrans,polycis-polyprenyl diphosphate synthase [(2E,6E)-farnesyl diphosphate specific] activity.
CAGGGGGCCACGUCAUUUGCUCCAUCAACCCGGAAAUGACUCUUAUUGCCGGCGCCUCGGCCAAUGGGCGGCUCGUGAGUAGGGAAGAGGGAAAAGGUCAAGACAGGUAUGGAGAUGGCGGAGCUAACGGAGGUUGCCGGGCAAAUAAAACCGUCUCCGUGAGGGGAAGGAAGGCGAGAUGGUGUGCGCCUCGCGCUAUAGCUGAGCCUUCCUCGAGACCAUCUCAGUAGUCGCUGCACGCCUCCUCUAUUUCCGUCGCGCCGUCCUCCGUCCAGACCAAUGAGCGUCGCGUACGAGCUGCUGUGGCGUCUGCUGCACCUCAUCCUAAGUGUCCAGCGCGCGCUCUUCGCCUGGUUCCGAGGGUGGUUCCGAGGACGCGGCUCGUGGCUCAGCCGUUGGCGGUGGCGCGCGGCUUCAACCGCUGCCGCCGCCUCGCGGGCUCUUUUGGCCCCAGCGGCGGCCACGGGGGCUUUCGCCUUCCAUAGGCCGGCGGCGGCGGGACGGAAGGUAGCCGGUGGCGGCGGCCGGUGGCGGCGGGACGGGAAGUCUCUCCAAAAGCUGCCGGGCCAUGUGGGGCUGGUGGUGGUUGAGGAGGAGCAGAGCUAUGCGGACAUGGCCAGCCUGGUGGUGUGGUGCAUGGCGGUGGGCAUCUCUUAUGUCACCGUCUACGACCACGAUGGUAUUUUCAAGAGGAAUAAUUCAAGGCUGAUGGAUGAAAUCCUAAAGCAGCAGCAGGAAUUGUUAAACCUUGACUGUUUCAAAUAUACAGUGAAAUUUGCAGAUCAAGAGAAAACCAAUCAAGUUUUAAAUUGCCAAUCUACACUGAACGUGCUAUCUUCAGAGGAUGGAAAGACAGAUAUAGUAAAAGCAGCUCAGAAAUUUUGCCACUUAGUAGCACAAAAGCAAAAAAAAAGCACAGAUAUGGACAUGAAUGUCUUGGAGAACUUACUAAGUAGUACUAAUGGCUUUCCUGACCCAGACUUGAUAUUAAAGUUUGGUCCUGUGGACAGCAUUUUAGGAUUUCUUCCCUGGCAGAUCAGAUUGACAGAGAUCGUUUCUUUGCCUUCACAUGUGAACAUCAGCUAUGAAGAAUUCUUCUCUGCCCUCCGUCACUAUUCAGACUGUGAACAGCGUGUGGGAAAAUAACUUCUUGAUGAACAUUAUCAGGAUUUCCAUGGAAAGGACCCAGUGUCUCUGUUUACAAGUUCCUGUGAUACAUAAAAGUCCAGUACAUAGUCUCUUAAUUUAUCAAAUUCAAUAAAGUGUCUUACCUUUUUAGAAUUUGUAUGCGUGUGCACUCAUAGUCUGUGAAGGUGUGGGAAAGCAGUGGGUCACUGCUGUGGCAUAUGUCAUACCAUAAAUGUUGUAAACAGCUGUUUAAAAGCUUCAGGCCUCUCUUCCUUCCAGUGACCAAAUCCUUAAUACAAGGAAUACUAACUAUGAGGGAACAAUUCAAGGUAGCACUGGACUUUAUAAAAUCCUUCCUAGAAUUUUCUGCUGUCACAAUCUUGUUGUCUCAUUUUCAUCAGACUUCAGUAACUCACUCAACAUCUAGGAGCUUAGUUAUCCUCAAAGGCUUCCUGAAAAGCAUAGUAGGCUUUUUUUUAAAGGAGGGGGAUGUUUAAAAUGGAACUGAAGUUGUAGUUGGAAAAGAUUAUAAGCAUAAAAAGAUCACAGGGUUUCUCGAACGUGCUUUUACAUCACAUGUUUUAAAUACAUUAUGAAAUAACCAUGUGAAAUACUGACAGCUGCAAAACUUAUAGCCACAGUCUUCUCUUUCUCUGUUGGGAAGAUGAAGGUUUACACCACUCGUCAAGCACCAAUUAAAGAUUUCAGUAGAAAUCAAUAGAUGUUUGGUUGGAUCAUCCUCAUAUAAUCCUAUAAGCUGAAUUUUUCCAAAUAUAAUAUGAACUAUAAGACUUAUGUGGCAGUGUUUGUUUUAAAGUGGUAGAUUUUCAAAUUCUAAGGUAAGUGAAGAAAUAAGACUUGUACUUCCUUUUUUUAAAAAAAUGGCUUGAUUCCAUUUUGAUAAUUAUAUGCUUAUGUUCAUGCUGUCUGCAUUUUAAAAUAAGCAAAUUUGUCAGUUUACAUUCUUGGGGAAAUGUAAAAGGAUUGUGUUUGGCUGUGUAUAGCAGCACAGGGAGGGCAAGUAUUAAAUAUGCACUGAUGAAUUUUUAAAAUUUUGAGAUCGUCUAUUAACUAUGACAUAACUGCAUAAAUGACUGUGACAAUUGUAUGGCAGUAUGAUAAUACAAUCCAAUUACAAUCUUGAUCCUGCAUCUAUUUAGGUGCUGCUUAAUGUAUACAGUGUACUGUUUCUUCAACUUCUCCUAAUUUUGACCCUAAACUUUGAUUGGCAAACCAUCUUUAAGUGACCAGGUGUUCCUUUUCCAAAGUGUAUUUUCUUAAGGAUGGAAAAGCCAGUUUAUUGUGCCUUUGGUUUAAAAUGGCACCAAACUUAAGAUAUAUUUGCAAAUGGCUUUUUAUAAUGCCAUAAAUUAGUGGAAUAACUAUUCAGAUCAUGCUGCUAUUAAACAGUAUUUUUCUCCUUUUUUACAUCAAAUGUGUAGUGGGUUCAAAAAGCCUGUAACAAGAGUGUAAACUAAUUGAUUUCAUAUUGCGUGUUUCUGAGAAAAGGAUGCUCUCUCCUAUGAGCUGAAGAAGUAAAAGGACAUCAAGAUUAUACUCGCAUUAAUUGGAAUGCCAGAAGCCUUUUUCUGCUGGGAUUGUGUCCUUCAGUUUCUACCAUGAAGAUCACGAACGUGUGCAGUAUAUUUGAGGAAUGCUAUUGACUAGCACUCAUAGUCCCAAAAAGUCAUUUGGACGUUUCUCCUAGAGGAUAUAGAGCAUAGCCUGAAAGAGAUCCCAAGUACUAAACUUAUGUGUGAUUGGAAGCAUCUAGAGAGCUGUCAAAUGAAAUUCAGAACCAUGAGCUUACCGAAGCAAAUCUGGUACAGUAAAUGACAAUUUUAUUAGUAAGGGUGAGGGAUUAUGUUCCGUUUUUUGACUUAAUUACUUUCCCUGCUUAUAUCAGUCUGCUGCAGAUUGCCAAAGAAUAUUUAUACUGUCCACCCUGGUUCUGGUCAACCCUUGUGACAUGACACAAGUUCUUUUUCUAAUUAGGGGCAGAAUUUAACAUUGAAUUAGCUGUGCCAAAAACACUGUGCAUAUCCACAAUUUACUUUUUUUGAAUGUAUGUCAUUGCAGCAAGUUUCCCCUUUCCUGUGUUGUCUUGUGACAGGUGUAGUCUUCAGCAGUGACAUUCUGUAUAUCUUUGGAUACCUGUAAAUAAUAUGUAAAGCAAGUUUUUAUGAUGAAGAAAUUGACUUCUUGGAUUUCUUUACUGAGAGUAAAAUCAACCUGUGAAACAAAUAAAUUUAUCUUUUUACAGGCA